This is a messenger RNA of Fragaria vesca subsp. vesca, 1175 nucleotides long. RefSeq lists its product as uncharacterized. NCBI's taxonomy places the organism in Eukaryota, Viridiplantae, Streptophyta, Magnoliopsida, Rosales, Rosaceae. The record is from RefSeq and is a predicted model, not a curated record. Bases 1 to 975 code for a protein of 324 amino acids. The transcript is spliced from 8 exons.
AUGGCGGGCACUCUGGCUCUGCUACCAAGCAAUCCUCCGAUGACUUCAUCGUCUCUGAGCUCCAUCCGAGAGCGCUGGGAGAUCGAGUUCUCUCGCUUCUUCGGCUACCCUCCGCUCACCUCCACGUGUCCAGAUCUCGUCCCUCUCCCAAUGAAGAUCAGGAAUCGACGGUCGGGUGGUAACUGGAUCUCCGCCGCCUCCGCCGCCAUGCUUCAGCUCAUCUACGACCACUCCAGCUCUGACGUCAUCCUCACCGUUUGCUGCAGCGGAAAGAUCCAGGAGGAGCACUACGUAUCGAAGCUACUCUUUGCCUGGCCUCAGGUGGCAUGUAUGUCUGGAUUUCCUGCUAGGGGCAGUAGAGCUGUCUUUGCCAGCUACAGAGAUUCUUUGGGCCAGAUCCAGAAAUUUGCUUUUCGAUUUUUGUCUGUCAAUGAAGCAGAGAAGUUCAUGACUCUUAUGAAGGAGAUUUUCAAGGAAGUGAGGGACAUUCAACCUCUUACUGCUGACUAUGGAUCGGAAAUUUCAUCACAUUCUGAGUUCAUGUCUUCUGAUAGACCUUUAAACAGAACUUCCAAGGACUUGGUUGUCAUGACUCCUGGUCACACUCAUUCUCCUCAAAUAUCACCAAGCUUAAUGAAGGCUUAUACUCCACAAACCUCACCUGGCUUAAUGAAGGAUUAUUCACCUCAAAUGCCACCAAGCUGGACUCAUGAAGCAGCUCAAUACAGACAAACUCAGCACAUGUCCCCUAUUCAGAACGUUCAGAGCAAUUUUGCUGCCUUGCCUCCCAGUUUCACCUCAUUAAUGUCUAACUGUCAACCUGUGGUAGAACAAGCUCCAGCCCAAUCAACUGCAUCCAAGGAAGUUGACCUCAAGGCCCUAAUUGCGAGAUGUAUGGAAGACUCUUCCUUCCAAGAUAUAUUGAACCAAGUCGAGAUAGUUAUGAGUGAAAUGGGGGCUGAUUUGAGGCUGUAGUUGUCAUGCAUGUACCUGUAUCAUCUAUGGCGGUCAACAUCACUUCUAUGCCCACUUCCCAGCCAGGAGAGUCUUAGGCUCUUCGCCACCUACAUAACUUUGUUCAUCCUGAAUUGUUCCCCGUCUCUCUUAUUUCAAAUCUUAUACUUUAGUAGUUAAGUUCCCUUAUAUUAGGGUUUUAUAGCUAAGUGGAUUCCUGG